AUGAUUAGGCGUCACUCAGAUGGGCAGAUUCCAUACCCGACGGCACAAAACAGCCACAUCCUUGGCCUUUGCACCGGUGCACUGGCUGCUGCUGCCGUCAGUGCAUCAUCUAACCUGUUUAAUAUGGUUCCUCAUGCUGUCGAGGCAGUGAUCGCAGCCUUGCAUUGUGGACUCGCUGCGUCACUCAUUGGCAAAUCCCUCUCUGGCGACUGCGAGUAUGCAGAGUCUAGUUGGUCCUUGCUUCUGUCAGGGGCCAGCCCAGUGACCGUCCAGGACCUGAUAGAUAAGUUUAACGGCGCUCUUCCUCUGGCUCUGCGCGUCCACAUUAUCGCUCAAGUCCACGAUUCGGUAACUGUCAGUGGUCCUCCGCGAUCAUUGUCCCAGCUACGCCUGACGGAUAAGUUCCGAACCCUGGCGCAAGUCGCCCUUCCCAUUAGGGCGCCCUACCACGCCGCUCAUCUGUUUGGCGAGGAGCAUGUGCAAGAGAUUAUGCAACACAUUUCCCAGACUUCGUUACUUCGUUUGGGUUUCCAGCCGAUUCCAGUUGUCUCUUGCGGUAGUGGCCAAUCGGACUGGUCAAUAACGUUGUCAGCAAAGUUGGAGGCUGCUGUUCGAGACGUCUUGAUUAACCCCGUCGUACUAAACAAAGCGAUUACUCGAUUGGCGGAAUUUAUCCAAUUCACCGCGACUUCUCAGGUCAGCAUCAUCCCGAUUGGCACUUCGAUCGGGGAAUCCGUUCAUGGGUACCUUACUCAGGCUGAAAUUGGUGCAACUGUCGUUCUGGACGUUGCCGCAGCACUAACUCCCUCACCGAGCUCUCCUCGACUUCGAGGGCCAAUGGGUCGGUCAAAAAUUGCCGUUGUUGGCAUGUCUGGACGCUUCCCAGGUGCUUCCGACGUCAAUGGACUUUGGGAUGUCCUCAUCAACAAAAUGGACAUGUGUCGGGAAGUUCCUGGCAUGCGAUGGAAUGUCGAAACCCACUUCGACCCAAAAGGCAAGGAGAAGAACAAGAGCAAGGUUCGGUAUGGAUGCUGGAUCGACAACCCCGACCUCUUUGACGCGCGGUUCUUCUCCAUUUCGCCUCGUGAAGCUCCGCAGAUUGAUCCAGCUCAACGCAUGGCGCUCCUAACAGCUUACGAGGCCCUUGAAAGCGCUGGCAUUGUGCCUGGGCGGACGCCCUCAACACGGGAAGAUCGCGUCGGUGUCUUCUUUGGCGUCACAAGUAAUGAUUGGUGUGAAGCGAACAGCAACCAAAAAAUUGACACGUACUUUAUUCCUGGGGCCAAUCGAGCCUUUAUUCCGGGUAGGAUCAAUUACUGCUUCAAAUUUUCUGGGCCAAGCUAUGCUGUCGAUACGGCCUGCAGCUCUAGCCUCUCAGCAAUUCAUAUCGCUUUCAACUCUUUGCUCCAGGGUGAUAUCGACAUGGCAAUUGCGGGAGGGACAAAUGUGCUCACAAACCCUGACAUGACCUGCGGCCUGGAUCGGGGCCACUUCCUCUCGAGCACGGGCAAUUGCAAGACAUUCGACGCGUCCGCAGAUGGCUACUGUCGUGGAGAAGGCGUGGCGACUGUGAUUCUGAAGCGGCUUGAAGAUGCUAUCGCCGAUAAUGAUCCUAUUAUGGGCAUCAUUUCCGGUGCAUACACCAAUCACUCCGCCGAGGCCGAAUCGAUUACCCGCCCGCACGUCGGUGCCCAGCGCGAUAUCCUCAACAGGGUUCUUAGCGACUCUGGAACAGACCCUUACGACGUCGGCUACGUUGAGAUGCAUGGUACCGGUACCCAAGCUGGUGACCUGCGCGAGAUGCAAUCGGUCUGCAGCGUCUUUGCGCCCAACGACCGUCGUCAUCGCCGUGCCGCGAACCAGCCACUACACUUGGGAGCCCUCAAAUCUAACAUCGGCCAUGGUGAAUCUGUUUCCGGAGUUAGUGCUCUCAUAAAAGUUCUUCUUAUGAUGACGAAAAGUACGAUUCCGCCACACUGUGGUAUAAAAACCCAGAUUAAUCCGGGAUUCCCGAAAGAUUUAAGAGAAAGAAACGUCUUUAUUGACCUUGAGGCUGCCAGUUGGGAGAGGUCGGGCGGCAUACCACGCAAAGCGAUUAUCAACAAUUUUUCCGCCGCUGGCGGCAAUUCGACAAUCCUCGUGGAGGACGCAUCAGAUCUGCCGACGAUUGAGAGCAGCGAAGCGGCCAUGUCGCGGCCGACAUUCCCAGUCGCGGUGACAGCUAGAUCAGCAAAAUCACUGGUGGCAAAUUUAAAAGCAAUUCUACAGUAUACUCAGUCGCGCCAGCCAGAUCUAGCGCAGUUGUCCUAUACCACGACCGCCCGGCGCAUGCAUCAUGCCCACAGGAUUUUGGUCGUCGGCAGUAGCCUCAAAGAGGUUCAGAACAAGCUCAAUGACGCCUUGUCGCAGGAAAUAGGGAUAAUGAAAGCGUUGGAGCCAAAAAAAAUUCUGUUUACUUUUACCGGACAAGGAUCCCAGUAUGCUGGCAUGGGGAAAAGGCUGUACGAUGGAUUGUCCGUCUUUCGUCACCAGCUUCAGCACUUGGACCGUCUGGUCCGGAUUCAAGGCUUCCCUUCCAUUAUCAGUCUCUUUAUCGCCGACUCUAGUCUUUGCCUCAGCGAUUUCCAGCCCGUCGUGGUACAGCUGGCCAGUACAUGCAUGCAAAUUGCUCUCGCCCGUAUGUGGAUAUCUUGGGGCAUGAAACCGACUGCAGUGGUUGGCCACUCCCUGGGGGAAUAUGCGGCUCUCAACAUCGCCGGGGUGCUGAGUGACGCAGACACAAUCUACCUCGUAGGUAGACGGGCUCAGUGUUUGCAAGCUUUAUGCGAGAGCGGGUCGCACGCCAUGCUCGCAGUCAUUGCCUCGGAGAGCGAGAUUGAAGCUACUCUGCAAAUGCCCUUUGAAGUAUCUUGCGUCAACGGACCAAAAGAAACCGUCAUCGCAGGUACACUAGCGCAAGUCACGAGGAUGCGACAUAUUCUCCUCGACAAAGGUAUCCGAAGCACACUUCUCAACACACCAUUCGCCUUUCACACAUCGCAGAUUGACCCGAUCCGAGCCCAAUUAGUUGCAGACGCACACCGCGUCACGUUCAACACCCCCAAAAUCCCUGUCCUCUCGUCGCUGCUGGGGACAGUCGUUGAAAGCGACGGGGUCUUCAACGCCGAGUACAUCGGCCGUCAGGCGCGGGAGACGGUGCAGGUGAUGCAGGCCCUGCACGCAGGUACCGAUGCCGGCAUCAUCGACGACAAGACGUAUGGGAUCGAGUUUGGGCCACAUCCUGUUGUUGCAGGCAUGGUCAAAUCCACACUCGGACCUGCGGUCAAGGUGCUUCCCACGCUGCGACGGAACGCGGAUGCUUUCGAGGUCAUGACGGAGACGCUGUCUGCGUUUUACAAUGCAGGCGCUUCUAUCAACUGGGACGAGUACUUUUGUGACAUUCCAUAUGCGCAGACCGUUAUUCCCUUGCCGGCUUAUAACUGGGACUUGCAAUCGUACUGGAUAGAGUACAAAAAUGAUUUCUGCCUGUACAAAGGUGAUCUACAGCCAGCAAAAGAGCCAGUAGACGGCACACCAUCCAAGGCAAUGGUCAUGGGUAAUGUUGUCCCCGAGCUGGAGUCGUCGACCAUUCAUAGAAUUGUCAGCGAGGAAGUCUCGGCCUCGACAUUCACCAUCACGACGGAAUGUGACGUCGGGCGGAAGGACCUCAACCAUGUCAUGCAAGGUCACAAAGUUGAUGGCAUUGGCCUUUCCACGCCAUCUGUCUAUGGCGAUAUUGGAUUCAGUCUUGGCACCUAUGCCCUGAAAAGAUUCCGAUCCGCCUUUCUCGGAGCGAUCAUCAACGUGUCGCACAUGGACAUCGACAAGGCUCUCAUCGGCUCGGCCAAGCAUAAACAGUUUCUGCGAUGCACAGCGAAAUUCGACCUGCAAAAGAUGCAAGCGACCUGUGUAUUCUCGACACACGAUGAAAACGGAAAUAGAAUGCACCAGCACGCUACCUGUCGCAUCAUCUGUGUCGACGACUCCAACCGCGCACGUCUGCAGAGCCAGCUCCCACAGACAAAAGUCCGCUUUGAGGAAAUGCGCCGCAAUUGUGCUAACGGCAAGACCUUUCGCUUCAACAACGCCAUGGCCUACAAUAUGGUUUCCAAGCUCGCGGAAUUCGAUCCCGACUACCAAUGCGUCGAUGAAACGGUCUACGACAAUGAAAACUUCGAAGCCGCCUGCACAUCUGGCGGGUUUACGAUGAAUGCGAAUGAGAGCACGAACUUGGAGAAGGACGUCUUUGUCAAUCAUGGUUGGGAUGGUUUUGAGCUGUACGAGACAAUACGCGAGGAUUGUCAGUACCAUACUCAUGUCAAAAUGUCGCCCGCAGAGAACGGGCAAUGGAAGGGUGAUAUUGUCAUCUUUACCGGUGAUCGUAUCGUCGGCUUUGUGCAGGGUGUCUGCUUGCAAGGCGUUCCGAGGCGCGUGCUAAAGUACAUACUCUCAUCCAGUGCAGGCCCGCCAAAGGCAACAUCUGGAUCCCCAAAAUCGGCUCACGCGCCAGUACCAGUGCAGGAAAAAUCUCAAACCGCAUUGAACCCCAAGUCCAAUAUUUUGCCAACUGGUUCCCCAGGCCCCAGUGCCGUGCCGGCAGCCUCCAGACAUGCAGAUGGUGGCCUAGCUCAAAAGGUCAUCGAGGUUAUUGCAGGUCAAGCUCUUGUCGAUCCAAAGACUAUCACAGACGAUACAAACUUUAAUGAUAUUGGCAUCGACUCGCUGCUGAUGCUGAUGAUCUCUGGGUCUUUGGUGGAGGAGCUCGGGAUCACUAUCCAGCCGACCUUUUUUGUCGACAACCCGACAGUCGGCAGUGUCAGGACACACUUUGGAAACAGUUCCCAAUCAACGUGCGACGUCGUACCUACACCUCGGCCAAUUACUUUGGCUCCAGAGCCUUCACCUCUCGCCCCGGUGCUGGCACCGGUUGACCAAUUUGCCCAGCAAAGGGCCACUACCACGCCCAAGGCUCUCACGCCGGUGAAACAUGGGCCUGCGACAUCAGCUGGCGCAGUAACCAAGGCUCUUUCUAUACUUUCUGAGGAAACAGGAGUAGAGCUUGCCAGCCUGACUGACCAGCUAGAGCUGGCCGAGGUUGGAGUUGACUCGCUGCUGUUGCUCAUCAUCUCUUCGCGGUUCUGUGAGGAGCUGGGACUGUAUGUCCAGCCUGACCAGCUUGCCUUGGAGUGUAAUACCGUGUCUCGGAUAAAACGUUAUGUUGCAGAACGCUGUGGUUUGAGUUCUGUCUAUGAAGAAGCUGCGCCAACCCCUGUGGUGUCGACACCAGCGCCAGGACUGUCGGCAGCGCCGGUAGAAAUCGUGCCCGUUCUACCACAACACGCUAUACAGACCAGGUCUACACAAAGCUUUAAUACCUUGCUUCCAUCAAGUUCAACUCUACAGCUCGCGCGUCAGCCUCUUCUGUCACAGCCAGAUACCUUGGAAGAGGUCCUCAAGAUCAUAGCCGAAGAGACCGGCGUCGCCAUCUCAGAGCUAACAGACACCGCCGAUUUCGCAGGCGCCGGUAUCGAUUCCUUGCUAGCUCUCAUCAUUUCCAGCCGUCUACGGGAUGAGCUUGACAUGGAUCUCGGCCCAGAUUCUGCCCUGCUCACCAUGCAAACCAUCGGGCAGCUCCGCGUUCUGGUUGAAGGCCAGUCCUGCUCCACGAUCGGAAGCAGCACGCCAGACACCGUCCCAUCAUCUUGCAACUCUGAUCUCGGCCGCCAGCCGGGCACAGAUGUCGAAUCUGCUUGCCCGGACAGUGAGCUAGUGAAUAACCCCGUGCCGGCUACCACAUCGGUUGUUCUCCAAAACAACCCUCGGGUCGCGCACAGAAAGGUGCUCUUCUUCUUCCCUGACGGUAGUGGCUCCGCAACGUCCUACACGCAGCUCCCCCGGAUCAGCGCCGAUCUCGUCGUCUACGGCCUCAACUCGCCCUUCCUUAAAAGCGGCGACACCAUGGGCACCGUUGCCUUCGACGACCUUGUGCAGAGCUACAUUGCUGAGAUCCGCCGUCGCCAGCUCCAGGGUCCUUAUUCCUUCGCUGGAUGGUCCGCGGGUGGGACACUCGCGUUCCGUGCCUCGCAGCUCUUGUGUGAAGCGGGCGAGCAAGUCGCUAACCUAUUUCUCCUCGAUGCACCUGUGCCCGGGAGGCUUGGGAUCCUCCCGCAGCGGUUCUUUGACUCUUGCCAAGCUCAUGGAUUUUUUGGCGAGGAGUCUGCCCGACCGAGCUGGUUGUUUCCGCAUUUCAAGGGUGUGAACCUUGUGUUGAACAAAUAUGACCCUGUCCCGUUUCCGUUUAGCUCAUCCUCAUCAUCGUUAACGUCGACGCCAAGGAAUGUGCAUCUCAUAUGGGCGACAAAAGGCUCGUUUCAGGGUGCGCAGUUUGAGAAGCAGGCUGGUGAUCCGGCAGACUUGGAUUUCUUGCUAGAGGAUCGCACGGAUUUCACGCCUGGGGGGUGGGCGAAGUUGUUUCCGGGCGUGGGGAUUCAUGUUGGUAAGGCGGAGGGGGAGAGCCAUUUUACGAUGUUGAGCGGUGCUUCUGCGGAGAAGAUUUCUAACUAUAUAGGCUUGGUAACCCGAGCGUCAAGUGGAUUCCGCGUGAAUCAAUCAAGGUAA
Molecule: messenger RNA, 6657 nt
Organism: Cordyceps militaris CM01
Lineage: Eukaryota; Fungi; Ascomycota; Sordariomycetes; Hypocreales; Cordycipitaceae
Product: polyketide synthase, putative
Exons: 5
Coding region: 1-6657 (2218 amino acids)
Biological process (GO): fatty acid biosynthetic process; secondary metabolite biosynthetic process
Molecular function (GO): fatty acid synthase activity; phosphopantetheine binding; 3-oxoacyl-[acyl-carrier-protein] synthase activity
Source: RefSeq, a predicted model, not a curated record